AUGGACCAACCUCAUGUCAAUGAAAAGGGAAUGUCCAUUCUGGUCACUGCACUCUUCAUUGUUGGAGAAACUGCUGGUGGAGGACUCAUCGCUCUUCCAACUGCAAUUGUUAGUACAGGAGCAGUGACUGGAGCAUUUCUACUUUUGUUGGCUGCAGUUAUCUGUACUUAUACUGGAACUCUUCUGGCUGAAAAUUGGAUAAUCCUUCAAGAAUUGUAUCCGGAAUACAGAGAUCAUUGUAGAAAGCCGUAUCCAGCUAUGGGAUUGAGAGCUAUUGGACCUAAAUUUGCUCACUUCGUCUCUGCAAUUCUUCAAGUAACCCAAUUCGGAACUGCUGUUGUAUUCGUUCUCCUUGCUGCGAAGAACGGUGAAAACAUGCUCCAUGCUAAUUUCGGAACUCAUGUCAGUUUCUGUUAUAUGAUUCUCAUCGUCGGACUUCUCGUUUUCCCAUUUACUCUUCCGAAAUCACCAAAAGAUUUCUGGUAUGCAGUGGUUGCUGCCAUGAUAUCUACUACAGUUUCUGUGGUUCUCAUCAUUAUUGGGUCAGUGAAAGACUAUGAAGUUUGUAAGGAUGACGUCUUCUACCCGUCAUUCAACCUUCCCAAGACACUGAUGUCAUUCGGAACAAUUAUGUUCUCUUACGGAGGACAUUGUGCAUUUCCAACUAUUCAGCAUGACAUGAAAAAGCCACAUCACUUCUCGAGAUCUGUGAUCAUUGCAUUCAUUAUCAUCUUCAUUUUCUAUCUUCCCGUGUCAAUGAGUGGAUAUUUUGUGUAUGGAAAUUCCCUUACUGAUUCUAUUAUUCCAUCAAUUCAAAAUAUCAACAUUCAAACAACAGUCAAUUUGCUCAUCAGUCUUCAUGUUUCUCUUGCUCUCACUAUCACUUUCAAUCCACUCAAUCAGGAAUUCGAAGAAGUUUUGAAUAUGUCUCAUGAUUUCGGAUGGCAACGCAUUGUUUCCCGUGCUCUAGUUAUGAUUUCUGUUGUUUUUGUCGCUGAGUCUGUUCCCAACUUUGGAGUUUUAUUGGAUCUGGUCGGUGGAUCUACAAUUACAAUGAUGGCUUUAGUGCUCCCAAUUCUAUUCAAUUUGUCUUUGACAACAAUUAGAAAGAAGAGAGAAAAUAAGGAGAAUGAGGAGAAGAUCUCAAUAAAAGAGGUCUUCCAAAACUCUGAUAAAAUUAAAUUGUUGGCAAAUAUUUUGAUUCUUGUGUUUGCAACACUUGGAGGAAUUGCAGCUACAGUAUCUGCAAUGCAAUCAAUGCUUCAAAGUGAAUUCAGUGCUCCUUGUUAUGCAAAACUUUGGAGUGAAGAUGCUCGACUUCUGGAAAAACAAAGACAACUCACAUUCGAACACGGUAAAAUCGCAUGCUGCGGAAUGUUCCGUAAUAUUUCUGCAAUGGGAUCCGAGGUCUGUCUGAAUGCUGCUUCGUUGAUGAAAGUUGGAGCUGGAUCACAUGGAUAG
Molecule: messenger RNA, 1461 nt
Organism: Caenorhabditis remanei
Lineage: Eukaryota; Metazoa; Nematoda; Chromadorea; Rhabditida; Rhabditidae
Exons: 6
Coding region: 1-1461 (486 amino acids)
Biological process (GO): amino acid transmembrane transport; L-alanine transport
Cellular component (GO): vacuolar membrane
Molecular function (GO): L-alanine transmembrane transporter activity; L-proline transmembrane transporter activity
Source: RefSeq, a predicted model, not a curated record